Molecule: messenger RNA, 1777 nt
Organism: Elaeis guineensis (African oil palm)
Lineage: Eukaryota; Viridiplantae; Streptophyta; Magnoliopsida; Arecales; Arecaceae
Product: RHOMBOID-like protein 13
Cellular component (GO): membrane
Molecular function (GO): serine-type endopeptidase activity
Source: RefSeq, a predicted model, not a curated record
GACAUGAUGACGAUCAAGCGAGAAAAAAUUUGAGUGCACUAUCGGAAAAAUCGAGAAGAACAAGGAAAUACAAGAGAAAAGAGAGCCAGAAAUCUAGGGCAACGCACUUCUCGAGCAGCGGACGGCCGACACAAGGAUUCCGAGCCUGCCUUGGAGCUUUGUUUAUUAAUCUGGAGUGUGGCUAUAGAUUUCAAGACGUUAACCUUCGGUCUGGUUCUGUUCAUGUUGAGGAUUUGGGCCUUACAGAUUUUCUUUUCAUCCUUAGAUAUUUUCUUUUUUUCCUUAUCAAUAAUAUCUUUGAGGAUUGUUGGGUGCUGCAUUAAUCAAGGUAAACUGUGAGCUGUCACCCAGGCUGACUAAUUGGCAAGAUAUCAUGUGAUUCAAGUUUGCAUUGUAUUGGUUGAUGGGAUUGAGCUGGAGAAGAUAGGAACUUAAUUAUUAUUAUUGUUAUCAUCUAAAUAGUUGGGAAGGGUGUAAAGAUUUCAUUUUGCCUUCUGUAUGGUGUAGAUUUUGGCUUUGCAAAGACUGAAGAUCUGCGGAGCCCUUAUCAGCAAUUAUUUGUUGAUAGAAAGAGAUGGGGAAGCCACUCUUGUACGAGAUUUGGCAAAAACCUGCAAGUAGCUGUAUCAUAGGAAUUUGCACUGUGAUUUGGUUCUACAUUCAGAAGAAAAACAUUGGCUAUGCCAAUGUUGGCUUGAGUUAUGAAACAGCGGUCGAAGGGCAUUACUGGAGAAUGAUUACAUCUGCAUUCUCCCAUAUCAGCGUGGUUCAUCUGGUUUUUAACAUGAGCGCUCUUUGGAGCCUUGGCGUGGUUGAGCACUUGGGCUACAUGGGUCUUGGUGUAGAGUUUUAUCUCCAGUAUACUUUAGUUCUGGUUGUUUUAUCAGGAUUGCUGGUCCUGGGUGUGUAUCAUAUUCUGAUUCAGAAGUUUAAGCUGGAGUAUUUCAGGAGAGUGACAGCAGUUGGUUACUCAUGUGUUGUGUUUGGGUGGAUGACAAUCCUUGCCGUGAAGCAGCCAUCUUCAAAGCUGAAUCUAUUUGGGUUUCUCUCUCUUCCAAUCAGCUUUGCACCAUUUGAAUCAUUAAUUUUCACGUCCAUAAUUGUUCCACAAGCAAGUUUUAUUGGCCACUUGUCAGGAAUUGUUGUCGGUUAUUCCAUAGCUUGGGGUUUGAUUCAUGGAAUGAGUAAUUACUGGGCCAUUUCGAUGCUUGGAUGGAUUAUUCUUGUGUUUCUCUUGAGCCUUAAGCGCACUGGAGCUUCUAACUUGAGUUUUAUUGAGAUUGAGCCAGUUACAGAUUCUUCAUUAUCUACUGUGGGCUUUCUUGCUUCUGGGAAUGGUAGAACUCUGCAAAUGGGCAUUCUUCCUCGUAGAGUUGCAGAACUUGUAUAGCCUACAGAUGAGACCAUGUGGUUGUUCCAUAGAUGAUUGGUCUGUCAUGGAACAUUGUCUGCUUAUGCAUAUGCGAGAAUUGGGAUCACUCAUAUAUCCUUUCCUGUCUCUGUAUUUGUUAUGCAAGCUUGUUCUCUGUCAAAGUUCCAAGAGGACCUUGAGAUUGUAUGCACCAUGCUUGGUCAGAAAAUGGAUUCUGAAAGCCAGGGCUGCAUCUCUCAGUUGGUCCAUAUUCCUGGUGAAAAAUUCUUUUGGGGUUUUCGUGGCUAGCUUGUGGAACUUGUUAAAAUAAUCUUUUCAAUUUUGCUUCACUCUGAAGUGUAGAUUUUAGUUUGUUGGGUCUCAUAUUUUUAAUUAAACUAAAUAUCUUGUUCUUGUUAUUGCAUU